AGGUGAUCAGAGCCCUCACUACCUCAGGACAGGACCUGAGAGGCUUCCUUCCAUAUGGCACAGUGUAGGGAACCGAGUUAAAAUGCAUCAAGUUAAGGUUACAUUACAAAUAUUUUCAGUAUGAAGACUCAUAGCAGAAAGUGAGAAACAGAAACAAACUAGAGGACACCAAACUGGAGAAAAUAAGGAAGAAGUCAAAGACUUGGACAACUUUUUCAAAGUGUAACUGCAUAUUGGAUACAUGGCUCACACAAAUGAAUCGAUGGCGUCUGAGUUUGUACUUUUGGGACUGUCUAAUUCCUGGGAACUUCAACUUUUCUUUUUUGUCAUCUUUUCUAUAGUCUAUGUGACAUCAGUGCUAGGCAAUGUCUUAAUUAUUGUCAUUAUUUCUUUUGACUCCCAUUUGAACUCUCCUAUGUACUUCUUGCUCAGUAAUCUUUCUUUCAUUGAUAUCUGUCAGUCUAACUUUGCCACCCCCAAGAUGCUUGUAGACUUUUUUGUUGAGCGCAAGACUAUCUCCUUUGAGGGUUGCAUGGCCCAGAUAUUCCUUCUUCACAGUUUUGUUGGGAGUGAGAUGAUGUUGCUUGUAGCUAUGGCAUAUGACAGAUUUAUAGCCAUAUGUAAGCCUCUGCACUACAGUACAAUUAUGAACCAGAGGCUAUGUAUAAUUUUUGUGUCUAUUUCCUGGGCAGUGGGCAUUCUUCAUUCUGUGAGCCACUUGGCUUUUACAGUGGACCUGCCAUUCUGUGGUCCCAAUGAGGUGGAUAGCUUCUUUUGUGACCUUUCCUUGGUGAUAGAGCUGGCUUGCAUGGAUACAUAUGAAAUGGAAAUUAUGACCCUAAUGAACAGUGGCCUGAUAUCAUUGAGCUGUUUCCUGGCUUUAAUUAUUUCCUACACUAUCAUUUUGAUCAGUGUCCGGGGCAGGUCCUCCAGUGGGUCAUCUAAGGCUCUUUCUACAUUAACUGCCCACAUCACAGUGGUGAUUCUUUUCUUCGGGCCUUGCAUUUAUUUCUAUAUAUGGCCUUUUAGCAGACUUUCUGUGGACAAAUUUCUUUCUGUGUUCUACACUGUUUGUACUCCCUUGUUGAACCCCAUCAUCUACUCUCUGAGGAAUGAAGAUGUUAAAUCAGCCAUGUGGAAGCUGAGGAACCAUCAUAUGAACUCCUGGAAAAACUAGGGAUCACUAUGAAGGAGCAUAAUCCUGAAUUCGAAUGAAGACCCUCCAGUAUAUCACAGUGUCAUGCCAACCAUCUUUGCCAGAGAUAACGGGUUAUUGAGUUACAGAAUUGGCUUUUUGUUUUAAGUGCAAGAGAAUUGCAUCAAGUCAGUCUCU
Messenger RNA from Symphalangus syndactylus (siamang), 1333 nucleotides. RefSeq names its product olfactory receptor 4K1. The record is from RefSeq and is a predicted model, not a curated record. Gene Ontology annotation, cellular component: membrane. NCBI's taxonomy places the organism in Eukaryota, Metazoa, Chordata, Mammalia, Primates, Hylobatidae. Gene Ontology annotation, biological process: G protein-coupled receptor signaling pathway. Gene Ontology annotation, molecular function: olfactory receptor activity; G protein-coupled receptor activity.